AUGGGCAAGGCUCAAGACACUCCGGGUGCAGGCUCAAGUCGCCCAUUCAACGAGUAUGACGACUUACCGCCUGCGUACGACGCUCCCUCUGCAUCAACCAGCAAGCCGCAAGUACCUAAUGGACGACCAGCGCAACACUACCAUGUGCCGGGCCCAUCCUACGCGCAUCCUGGCCAUACACAAGGCUAUCCUCCAAAUGGAGGCCUCAACACCUGGCAACGCCCUGCACCAUUCCCGUAUCCGGCCGGGUAUUUCUGUCAACACUGUCAAAAUACGGGUAUCAAACACUAUAACGGACAUCCCUGUGGGACUUGUGAACGGUUGUUUGGCGUACAAACGGCACAGGUUCAGCAUCUACCAGCGCAUGCAGGUGUUCCUAUGGGCGCGCCUGUAUUUACAGCGGGUGAUCCCAGGAUUGGUGGUCGAUUGUGUGGGAAUUGUAAAGGGUAUGGUACGAAGCAGACGCUGCUUGGACUGGUUGAGGAACAGUGUCGCGUGUGUCGCGGUGUUGGACGCGUCUUUUGA
Molecule: messenger RNA, 525 nt
Organism: Protomyces lactucae-debilis
Lineage: Eukaryota; Fungi; Ascomycota; Taphrinomycetes; Taphrinales; Protomycetaceae
Exons: 1
Coding region: 1-525 (174 amino acids)
Cellular component (GO): cytoplasm
Source: RefSeq, a predicted model, not a curated record